AUGGCGUCGGGCAAUGCUACCGUGAAGGCCGUCCUUAGCGGCGACACUGUCGUCCUCAUGGGCAACGCCACGAAUGGCCCUCCGCCGGAGCUCAUGCUUACGCUGGCCUCGCUCCAGGCGCCCAAGCUCGCCCGCACAGCCGAGCAGCACGACGAGCCGUACGCAUUUGCAUCGCGCGAGUACCUGCGCAACCUCCUCAUUGGCAAGGUCGUGCGCUUCAAGGUCGAGUACAAGGUCUCGGUCAUCAACCGCGACUUUGGCUCGAUCUACCUCGACGGCGAAAACGUGUGCGUCCUCGUUGCCAAGGCUGGUUUUGCCAAGGUCAAGACGCUCGAACAGAGCCGCGAUGGGUGCUCGCCCGACUUGGAAGAGAUGCUGCGCGUCGAGCAGAUCGCGAUCACGGAGAAGAAGGGAAUGUACGCCGAAGACAACAAUGCGACGCGCCACGUGACGUGGGGUGGCGCGACGGGCGAAGAGCUCUUGGGCCGCUUCAAGGGCCAGCAGAUCCCCGCGAUCAUCGAAAUGGUCCGCGACGGCGCGGCGAUGCGCGUCAUCCUCCUCUCGACGAUGCAGAUCAUCAACUUUGCGCUCUCGGGCGUCCAGUGCCCGCGCAUCAACCCGCCGGUCGGCGCCGAAGCCACGGGCCCCGCACCGUUUGCGCGCGAAGCCAAGCUCUUUACCGAGAUGCGCCUCCUGCACCGCAAGGUCAACGUCAAGCUCGAGGGUGUCGACAAGUUUGGUAAUUGCUUUGGCAGCGUCGUGCACCCGUCGGGCCACAACAUUAGCGUCGAGAUCCUCAAGAACGGUCUCGGCAAGAUGAGCGACUGGAGCUCGGAGUUUCUCAGCGUCGCGACGCGUACCGAGAUGCGCAACGCCGAGAAGACGGCCAAGCUCCUCAAGCUGCGCGUGUGGGUCGACUACGUCCCGCCGGUGCUUACGGCGACCGACACGUCGCUGACGGCGAUCGUCGUCGAGGUUGUGAGCGGCGACUGCAUUGUCGUGGCGCACAAGAACAAGAAUUUCGAGGAGCAGCGCAUCUACCUCUCGUCGCUGCGCGCACCCGCAUGGGCAACGCCCGGCGCAACGAGCCGAACGCGCCGGCUCCGCGCCAAGUGCAUUGGCAAAUCCGUCUCGAUUGAGAUUGAGUACGAGCGCAACAACCCGAAUUUGGCCGACAACAACGUCAUGACGUUUGCGAGCGUCUUUCUCGAAGCGACGCCCGCGAAGAAGAAGGGCGCCGAGCCCAAGCCCCGCAUCAACCUCGGCGAGUCGCUUAUCCUCGACGGCCUCGCCGAAGUCGUGCGCCACCGCCAAGGCGAGGAAAAGUCGGCCCACUACGACCUCCUCGUCGCCGCGGAGGCGACGGCCAAGGCCGCCAAGCGCGGCCUCCACUCGGGCAAGCCGUCGCCCGAGGCGCGCAUCACCGACCUCUGCUUUGACGCGCACAAGGCCAAGCAGUACCUUCCGUUUCUCCAGCGCGAAAAGACGAUGCGCGCGGUCGUCGAAGCCGUGUACGCUGGCAACCGCUUCAAGGUCUACGUGCCCAAGGAGAACUGCACGGUCAACUUUAUCGUGGCCGGUAUCAAGUGCCCGCAGCCGGCCAAGCCGUCCAAGGACGCCGAGCCGUACGGCGAGGACGCACGCCGCCUUGCGCGCCGCAGCGUCAUGCAGCGCAACGUGCUCAUCGAAGUCGAGGACAUGGACCGCAUGGGCAACGCGUUUGGCCCGAUGUUUGUGGGCACGAAGGACACGAAGAACGACUUUGGCGUGACGCUCCUCUCGAGCGGCUAUGCGCGCAUUGACGAUUUCUCGAUUGACCGCACGGCUCGAGCGCCGACCUCCAGAAGGCCCAAGAGACGGCCAAGGCAAGAGGCCGUGGCCAAGACGGUCGUGCGGCGAACGGCGGACGAGGUCCUCCCGGUCGUCCGGCUCUCGGAGAUUACGAACGCGACGACGUUUUACAUUCAAAACAUCGGCGACCGGACGCUCGCGACGCUCGAGCAAAAGAUGAAGAUGUUUACGGACGCCGUCGGCACGGACGGCAAGACCUUUGAGAUGAAGAAGGGCGUGCUCUGCGCUGCCCUCUUUGACGACGGCCAGGGCCCGGCGUGGAACCGCGCGCGCAUCGAGUCGCUCUCCGUGCGUGGCGUGCAGGUGUUUUUCGUCGACCACGGCAACACGGAGUUUGUGCCGACGACGCGGCUCCGCCCGCUCGACCCAGCGCUCGCGCAGUACCCGCCGCAGGCCAAGCCGUGCGUCUUGGGCUUCAUCAAGCCGUUUGGGGACGGCGCCGAGUACGCCGAGGACGCGGCGCACGUGUUUAACGACACGGCGUGGGGCAAGACGCUGACGGCGAUUCUGCACGGCCAUGACGGCAACGGCCGGCAGAUGGUGACGCUCCAGCUCCAGGACAAGAGCGUGGCCGAGAUCCUCUUGGAGCAAGGCAUCGCCAAGGUCGACCGCGCGGCCAUUAAGCGCGCCGAGCCGUACCAAAAGGUCGUUGUCGACAAGCUCUUGGCGGCUCUCGACCACGCCAAGCGUCGCCGCCUCUGCCUCUGGCACUAUGGUGACGCCGAGUCGGACCUCGACGAUUAA
Molecule: messenger RNA, 2595 nt
Organism: Saprolegnia parasitica CBS 223.65
Lineage: Eukaryota; Oomycota; Saprolegniomycetes; Saprolegniales; Saprolegniaceae
Exons: 5
Coding region: 1-2595 (864 amino acids)
Biological process (GO): mRNA catabolic process; regulatory ncRNA-mediated gene silencing
Cellular component (GO): cytosol; RISC complex; nucleus
Molecular function (GO): RNA binding; nuclease activity
Source: RefSeq, a predicted model, not a curated record